GUUGUGUCAAAGUUCAUAAUCGACAUGUGGUGUCGUCGUCGUCGAGGGUGACCGCUGUUUAGGUUUUUGUUGCUAGACCUAAUAUUGUUCACAGAUUAGAGGUUAGCUUAGCAUCCGCUUAUCAAUAAAAACUAAUGGAAAGUCAAGACCUAUUGUGGUCAACAAAUGAUUCAUCAUACGUGAGUGGAAGUGAUGAUGAGGAUGUUGAUGAUGAACAACACACCAAACUGUUACAGGCCAUUGGAUCCCUGGAUAAAAAGAAAGGGAGGAGAGUCCAGGAAAGAUCAGAACCUGUUAAAGAUAGAUCAGAAUUCAAUUUAGCAGAAAAAGAUGGCAAGGCUGGUAAAGUCCGGGUACAUGAGCUGAUGGGAACAUUAAAAAGUACAGCGUCACAUUCAGAACUCAAGAAGCAGCUAAUAAAUAUACAGAGAAAGAGCAAAACACUUCCAGCAUCGCUGCCAAAGCAUGAAGCAGAAAAGAUUGAACGUAAGCGUGGUUAUGCAAAAGCAAGCAAAGAGCUCUCCAAAUGGCAUGAGGCUGUCCAGGCCAACCGACGUGCUGAGCACCUCACAUUUCCUCUCAACCAAUCAGCUUCCAGCCUGCAGACAACAGACCAAUUUGUCAAGAAAUUUAAGCCUGCAACUCCACUUGAGGAAGAAAUUUAUCAGAUGCUACAUGGUAGCAAGCAUGCAGAAAGACCAGACAAGGAAUUUACAGAAGCGGAAGAAGAGGCCUUGAAAGCGAUGAGCCUUGAAGAGGCAAAAGCUAGACGAGCUGAAUUACAAAAAGCAAGAGCUCUGCAGUCUUACUAUGAAUCAAAGUGCAGGAGACAAAAAAAGAUCAAAAGCAAAAAGUUUCAUCGUAUUCAGAAAAAAGCAAAAGCUAAAGAAGAUGUAAAGAAAAUGCAUGAGAUGAUGGAGAAUGACCCAGAGACAGCAAAAGAAAUGAUGAUAAAGAUGGACAAGACCAGAGCACAGGAACGUGUGAGCUUGAAGCAUAGAAACACUGGUAAAUGGGCCAAGAGUACAGCUCGCUUUGGUAAAUAUAACUUGCAGGCUAGAGAGCAGAUUCAGCAACAGCUGCAAAAGAGCAGAGAUUUAACUCAAAAGAUUUCCGAGAUCAGCAAGAGUGAUGAUGAAGCAGAGCAAGAAGUGGAUGGCGAUGAGGACGAAGUUGUGAGACCAACGCUAACCGACAUCAAUAAUCCAUGGUUUAAUGCUUCUGUUAAGGAAGCAGCUGAAACAGAGACAAAGACAGCAUCAAAGACAAAGGGAGCUCAUGUACGUAUAUCAGCACUUGAGGCUGUUACUGCCAAAGAUGUAGAGAGUGACUCUGAUUCUGAUGGUCAAAUUGAUGAUCAACCCGAAAGUAGUGGUCAGUGGCCAGAGUUGGCACCCUUUGAGGAUGUGUCAAAUACUAAUGCUCUAGAAACUAAUAUAGAUAAUGAGGAGUUUCUAAAUGAAGGAUUGAAUCGCAAGCAGACUCUUGAAGACUUUGCAGACACAGGGUCUGAUGUCGAAGAAUUGCCAUCGACAGAGAUAGAUGACAGUGGAAUCACACAAGAUGAACAUGAACAAAAGAACACAAAAGAAAUUCAUGUUGAUCCUAUGAAAGUAUUCACAAUAAAACCAAGAGAAAUACGCUGCCUUGAGCCAGAUAUUGUCAUUGGUGAUUUUGAAAGUGAAAAUAAACCAGACAAGCAUCUUAUGGAUAUUCAAGAAGCAUUUGCAGAUGAUGAUGUUGUGGCAAACUUCCAAGAGGACAAGAAGAGAAAGAUUGAUGAAAGCAAACCAAAGGACAUUGACCUUACCUUGCCAGGAUGGGGAGAGUGGGGAGGUACUGGUGUAAAAACAUCAAAGAAGAAAAAGAAGAGGUUUAUAAUUAAAGCACCACCUUCUGCUCCUCGUCAAGACAGGAAGCUUCCUCAUGUGUUCAUCAAUGAGAAAAGAAAUAAGUCAGUUGCCAUGCAUCAGGUGAACAGCCUUCCUUUCCCUUUCAACUCAGCUCAGCAAUUUGAAGCAAAUAUCCGUGCACCAAUUGGAAACACAUGGAAUACAGAAGCUGUGGUGAAGAAGUUAAUAAAACCAAAAAUAGCAACUAAGGUGGGCACAAUAAUUGAGCCACUGUCAGAAGCUGAUGCGUUUAAGGACACUGUGAGCGAAGAUGUAGCUAAGAAGAACCACAGAAAAGUGGGUGGGGUACAACAGAAAAAACACAAAAGAAAAUAAAUUUGAUUUAAUACAGAAGGUUCUUUCUGUUUCAAUGUACAAACUAAUUUACUGUAUGCCACAGGAGUGUUUUAUUCAGGUAAUUGUGGAAAUUUUGUGGCAAUUAAUAAAUUGAAUACCACCCAUGAGUAACUCCGAGUGUCAAAAUAAGUGUGCUCAUCAAGCAUGAUCUAUAUUCAUUCAAUUGUCCUUGUGGAGGCACUAAGAACAGUUCCUGAGUAUAAGAACUAAUAACAAUAGUCUUUAAAGCGCAAACAUCACCAAACCUGGUGCUCAAGACACAGUAGAGAACAAACAGGAAUUGCAGACAUCAGUAUUAUGUUAUAAAUUAUCAAACAUUGCUUUUGAACUAGAAGUUCCUUUAUAACUUAUGAUAAAUGGUCUCUGGCGGACUCAAACCUGCAAAUACAUAUUAUUAAGCCUAGUGUCAUCAGAUUUUAAUUGAAUAUACAUGUACUUAUUAGUCUUUAGUAGUUCGAUAAAUGACUACGAAUGAUGGCAAAUUUAUUGAACAAAUAAACUAUAUAAGAAAUAAAG
Molecule: messenger RNA, 2765 nt
Organism: Anneissia japonica
Lineage: Eukaryota; Metazoa; Echinodermata; Crinoidea; Comatulida; Comatulidae
Product: U3 small nucleolar RNA-associated protein 14 homolog A-like
Exons: 12
Coding region: 135-2228 (697 amino acids)
Biological process (GO): rRNA processing
Cellular component (GO): small-subunit processome; nucleolus
Source: RefSeq, a predicted model, not a curated record